AUGAAGUCACCUAUGCGUAUAAGAAUCAAUUUGUUCUUUAAACUAAAAAUUUCAUUAUUAUAUAUAUAUUUAUUUUUCGCCGUUUUUUUAUCAAUUCAAACUAAUGCACAGCAAUUAAAUCCAGCACCAGGUCCUCGUGAUGAGCCAUGUCUUGUAGCUUAUGAAGAUAAAGUAUAUGUAUUUGGUGGUACUGGAAAUGACGCAAAGAACAGUUGGUUUAGUUAUGUAAAAGCUCCAUUUAAUACUCAAAGUUUGAAUUGGGUCGCAAUGCCUACGGCUGGUUCACAUAAUGCGAGUGGUAGACCUGCUUGUGGUGUAACUUCCGCUGGUGUGUUAAUAGUGACAGGUGGUGGAUCAACUUCUGAUCCAAAUUAUAGUGGUAUACAGGCUUUUGAUCUAACUAAAGGAACGAGUGGUACAUGGUAUACGCCACAAACUACAGGUCUUGAUACUGUUAAGUAUCUGACAUAUCGUAAUAGUCAUAGACUCGUCAUAUUUACCACUUCUGCCGGUGAAGAAGUACUGUUCCAAUUUGGUGGAUCACCAUCAAACGAUACAUAUAUACUGCAUAUUUCCAAUAUGACAUGGGAAACGAUACCACUAGACUCGACAACCCCACCACCAAAUGGAUUAUUCGGUAUAGCAUAUUCUAAGGAUAAUGUGUACAUAGUUGGAGGAAGUUCAGAUUUCAAUGGUGGUAUAUUCGCUGAUGUAUGGGGUUUCAAUGUUCCUACACGUAAAUGGUUUGAUCCAAAAGCAACAAUGCCUACCGGAUGGUUUGAUGGACAUAUAGGACAUCUAAAUGAUACUUUUUAUAUAGUUUCCAGUGAUAGCUCUGGUCCUAACUCAGCAAUGAGAGUUUGGACGCUAUCAAACAAUUCUUUUUAUACUUACACUUCCGGAUCUAUGAUCACAGUAGGCCAUUCUUAUUAUGCUAGCGCGCAACUUCUUGGCAGUGAUGCUUUAGUUUGCUAUGGUGGAAGCACACAAAACAGUAGUGCGGCUGGUGAUAUAAAUACCUAUCUUGGAAAUACUGCUGAUUUUUUAAUCUUCAACAUGACUCAAAAGGCAUGGGUUACCAACUAUAAUUAUUUGAAAAAUGCACCAAUGGAUCAAUUUAUUGGUGGUCCCUUGGCUCCUAAUCAGAAUGACCCAUUCCUAAAACCCCUUUCUUCAUCUUCUCAAGGAAAUAAUACCAGUUCAAAUGGUUCAAAUAUUUCAAAUGGUUCAACAGGAAACAGUAAUUCAAAUAAUUCGACCAGCAAUAAUAAUUCUUCAUCAUUUCCUCCAAUGUUAUUAUACAUUAUCAUAGGAGGAGUCGUGACCCUUAUAAUAGCAGCUAUUGUAGCUUUCUUCUUCUAUAGGAAAUAUCAUUUGCCAAAAUUUGGAUUUUAUGCAAAUUCAAAUUCUUCAAAUUCUACAUUAACAACACUAAAAGGAACUCAGCAUACUAUACGUGUACAUGCAACUGCUAAUUCUCGAUUUAAGGAUGAAAUAUUCAGUCGUCACAAGCUUACUGCUAUGGUUUAUAAUCAACCUGACGCUGCUUUCAUAAUGCCAUCUGCUCCAACCGGAACUAUCAUUCUCCAACGUUAUAAGCUUUGUGGAAAUUCUGCUUAUGGUGGCAAUAAUACAAUACGUCAAGCUAUUGAUGAACAAACAGAUGAUCAAGUUGCUAUUAAAUUUUUCCAGAAUUUUGAAUCUUUUGAACGAGAAGUCGUCAUGCUUAAAUACUUGCGCUCUCGUCAUGUCGGAGAGUUGUUAGCAUUAUAUGAACUUCCUUCAAAAGAAGAUUGGCCUUAUGUUAUAAUUUUAAAUUAUUAUCCUCAAAGUAUGGAUAAAUUAAUUAUAACCAGGUUAUCCUCAAUGGAUGCUCUGUAUAUUAAAUUGUUAGUUAAAUCUAUCACACAAGCAAUUCAUUAUCUUCAUACUCAUAAUGUUGCUCAUUUGGAUAUUAAACCCGGUAAUUUUGUACAUGAAAAGGCUGAUCCUACAGCAUGGCGUCUUGUGGAUUUUGAAGCAGCAAGAUUUGUAGGAGAGGAAUAUGUCGAUGAUUGUUCACCUAUGUAUUGUCCACCCGAAGUGUUCAAUGCUGCUUAUAAUAAGCAGCCUAUAAUUGCUUCAACUUCAAUGGAUAUAUGGUCACUGGGUUGUAUAAUUUUUGAACUAUAUACAAAAACACCACUUUUCUACUCUGAAGAAGAUGCCAUUGAUAAAUUGACUAAGAGUUUUGCUAAAGGAGAAUUAGUAGAUUUUCCAAUAAAUAAAAUUCCUGAUCAACAAGCUAGAAAUAUCUUGUUAAAAAUGUUGGCAGUCAAUCCAUCUGAAAGAAUCUCGUGCGAACAAAUUCUUCGUUCUGCCUUUUUAAAUUCAGGUUUGGACACUAGACAGUUGAAUACACUACAUAAUGAUUCAGCUGACCGUAUUAUUACCGCAGUAAACCAAAAUACCAACACAAUUCUCUCAACACUCCAAGAAACAACUAAUCUUAUCCUCAAGCAAAUUGAUGUAGUAGUUAACAGUAUAACUGACACGAUGGAUGCUGCAAUACCACGUCUAUAUGUUUUAUUACCAGGUCAAGAUGCUAAAUCUAUAUUCCGACCACAAACUUGGGGAAGGAAUACGUUUAUCUUGCACCUUCUUUGUGAAGGUCUAGAUCCAAAUAAUCAAGAAGCGCAUUUUACAAGCUAUAGGGGUUAUGAAAUUCAUGAUCCGAAACCAUUAUUAAGAAAGGCUGGUCCAUAUCUUUCUAUAAUGGCGACAGUUAUCUCUACAGGGCUUAGUCAUGCUUUGCAUCUGAAUACAUCACCUGAUAUUUGUGGCAUGAUUUCUGGUGUUUCAACACGACCUACUGAAUAUUUCAAGCAACUAACGCAAAUGCUUGAUUCAGAAAUUACAUAUCCAACAGAAACAAGAGAUAUUGAAAGAACAAGAAAGGAUCCUGUUGGUCGAAUGAAAGUUGUUCAAGGUGCUGCAUUACGAGAACUUGAGGCCUUUUUAGCAAUGAAUGAUCAAGGAAAAGAGUGGGGUGGUCUCCAACGUGUUGUAUUGGAAAAUGGAAGAUGGAGAUGGGUAUGCGAACAUUGUCAUAGUCGUUUACAGACUUAUGAAGAUUCCUAUUCUAUUGAAGAUGAUGAUAGCUUCGGAAUGGCCAUAUGA
Messenger RNA from Dentiscutata heterogama, 3159 nucleotides. NCBI's taxonomy places the organism in Eukaryota, Fungi, Glomeromycota, Glomeromycetes, Diversisporales, Gigasporaceae. The record is from the annotation of a GenBank genome assembly.